This is a messenger RNA of Caenorhabditis remanei, 1689 nucleotides long. RefSeq lists its product as uncharacterized. Gene Ontology annotation, molecular function: cell adhesion molecule binding; actin binding. The transcript is spliced from 11 exons. NCBI's taxonomy places the organism in Eukaryota, Metazoa, Nematoda, Chromadorea, Rhabditida, Rhabditidae. The coding region runs from base 1 to 1689 and encodes 562 amino acids. Gene Ontology annotation, biological process: regulation of organelle assembly; positive regulation of protein localization to early endosome; positive regulation of early endosome to late endosome transport. Gene Ontology annotation, cellular component: filopodium; microvillus; cytoskeleton. The record is from RefSeq and is a predicted model, not a curated record.
AUGGUUGCAGCUGGAGAUAUCAAUGUGCGUGUCACCUCGAUGGACUCGGAGCUCGAGUUCGCUAUCCAAUCGAGCACCACUGGAAAACAACUUUUUGAUCAGGUUGUAAAAACCAUCGGCCUUCGCGAGAUUUGGUAUUUUGGUCUCCAAUAUACGGACAACAAGGGAUUUCCAACAUGGCUUAAACUGAACAAGAAGGUCAUGUCUCAGGAUGUUAAGAAGGAUCCAACUCUCGUUUUCAAAUUCCGCGCCAAAUUCUAUCCAGAAGACGUAGCCGAGGAGAUUAUUCAAGACGUCACUAUGCGCUUGUUCUAUCUUCAAGUAAAGGAUGGAAUUCUUUCGGAUGAGAUAUACUGCCCACCGGAAACAUCGGUUCUCCUUGCCUCAUACGCGAUGCAAGCGAAAUAUGGAGACUAUGUUCCGGAGACACACGUUUCUGGAUGUCUCACUGCUGACCGUCUCCUCCCGCAGCGUGUUCUCGGACAAUUCAAACUUAAUAGUGAAGAAUGGGAACGCCGUAUAAUGACAUGGUGGGCAGAUCAUCGUGCAACGACACGCGAACAGGCAAUGCUUGAAUAUUUGAAGAUUGCUCAGGAUCUCGAGAUGUACGGAGUCAAUUACUUCGAAAUUCGCAACAAAAAAGGAACCGAUCUCUAUCUUGGAGUUGACGCUCUUGGAUUGAAUAUCUACGAUAAGGCGGAUCGUUUGUCUCCGAAAGUUGGAUUCCCGUGGUCUGAAAUUCGAAACAUUUCAUUCAACGACAAGAAGUUUGUCAUCAAACCGAUUGAUAAGAAGGCUCAUGACUUUGUCUUCUACGCUCCACGUCUCCGUAUCAACAAACGCAUCUUGGCGUUGUGCAUGGGAAAUCACGAGCUUUACAUGCGCAGAAGAAAACCAGAUACCAUCGAAGUUCAACAAAUGAAACAACAAGCAAGAGAGGAGCGGGCCCUCAAAGUUGCUGAGCAGGAGAAGCUCACCAGAGAGAUGUCGGCUCGCGAAGAAGCUGAACAACGCCAUCGUGAAGCCGAAAAGCGAAUGCAGCAAAUGGCUGAGGACAUGGAGAGAGCUCGUCUUGAAUUGGCUGAAGCUCACAAUACUAUCCAUUCAUUGGAGUCUCAAUUGAAACAAUUGCAAUUGGCCAAACAAGCUUUGGAGCAGAAGGAAUACGAACUUCGCGAACUCACCGCUCAAUUGCAGUCGGAGAAGGCGAUGAGCGAUGAUGAGAGACGUCGUUUGAGAGAUCAAGUUGAUGCCCGUGAACGUGAAGUCUACACGAUGAGAGAAGAAGUUGAGAGACAAACAACUGUUACCAGACAACUCCAGACACAGAUCCACACUCAACAACAUACUCAACACUACAGCCAUCACCAUUCCAAUGGACACGCUCAUGACGAGACAGCUACUGAUGAUGAGGACAACGGGGCAACUGAACUCACGAAUGACGCUGACCAAAAUGUGCCACAACACGAAUUGGAACGUGUUACUGCCGCCGAGAAGAACAUUCAGAUCAAGAACAAACUGGAUAUGUUGACUCGUGAACUGGACAGUGUUAAGGAUCAGAAUGCCGUUACCGACUAUGAUGUUCUUCAUAUGGAGAACAAAAAGGCCGGUCGCGACAAGUACAAGACUCUCCGUCAAAUACGUGGUGGAAACACGAAGCGGCGAAUUGAUCAAUACGAAAACAUGUAA